AUGGAGCCAGGCACCCAGUCUGCCAUCCAGCCAGUCAAGUCAGCUAGUCAGUUUAAAAAGUCAGUCAUCCAGCCAGUCAAGUCAGCUAGUCAGUUUAAAAAGUCAGUCAUCCAGCCAGUCAAGUCAGCUAUUCAGUUAUCCAGUCAGCCAAUCAGUCAUCUAAUCAAUCAGCCAGUCAGUCUUCUAGUCAGCCAAUCAGCCAAUGAGAUAUGGCGGACUGACCUGGACUUCCUAGUGCCACACAAUGACCGACUAAUGGUCCUCAGCGUCAACUCAACUACCGUCAACCCCGAGCUGCCUUCCUCAUCCACCCAUAACCCUGCAGUCCUCCCUCCAACCCUUAUUCCAGAGACCACCACCACCAUCAACAACCUGGCGUACAAUUUUCCACGUCGAUCGAGACGAGGUGCACCAAGCAAGAUGGGCGACACUUCCCACAACUUCCCUAACCAACAUGGCCGUGAGACCACCUCUACCACUCAAGUCCAGGUGCAAGAGUCGCUGUACAAGACCAGGAAAGACACCAGCUAUCCUCAAGAGAGAAAACAAACAUUGAAUAUGGAGGAUCCCCUCGAGGGAAAGAUAUCGUAUGCCAGAUUACCUGAGGAUGGCAAGUGGAGCCCCUUAUCCCCUGAGUUACUCAACUACACUGUUGCUCUUCUGGUCUUUGCUAUCAGGUACCCAUCUGUGUUCUGGCACACCAACAAGACAUUUGGUCUGCUCUUCUCCCUGCAACUGAUAGUGAAUGGUAUCCACACCAUCCUCAUCAUCACUGCCUUCACCAUACUCUACAAGCUUCACGUGUGUGAUAGUUCAAGAGAGCUGCAUGGAGGGGAGAACUUUCUUCUCAACCUACCAGCAACUGUUGGAUUGCUCGUCAUUGCUGUGAUGGUGGUCACUGUGUCCUCAUCGGCCAUUUACUUUUAUGGCUACCAGAAGUUCACGGAUUUUGUGGUUAAAAGUCGGCAGCGAUAUCACAUAACAUAUGAAAAUGAGCCCGGCUCCAUACGACCGUAUGCCCCUCACUGUGCUGCGCUCAUUGUGCUUGUUGCUAUGGGAGUCUCACACGGACCACUCCUCUGGGACCUCUCGUUGGUGUACCGGGGUUCUCUAGAUGCCAUCGUUCUGGCUUCGGUCAUUGGCUCUAUUGUCCACUUGUUCCUGUGGAUUGUUCUCUGGCUGUUGCUAACUGUCAAGUCAUCUUGGACGUUCAAGUUACGUGUGACGGUAGCCCGAGCGUGUGUGUCAUCUGCUCGUUCAAUCAAGUUAGUGAACGAUGUGGAGCUGUCAUGUGGAGACGCACAGAGGCAGGCCCUCACCCCUCUGCUCGUGGUGGGGUCGGGGAAGGCAUACGCCAUCAAUGAUUCUGUACCAAAGAAGACCAUCAUGAGUGUUGUGCAGAAGAGCGUGCGAGGCGAGGAGGAGAAAACAAGACCAGUGUCCCCCAGGCAGGCUAAGGUCACAUUUGAUGAGGGUGGCAUCUUGACUUCCCCCAGAAAAGGAAAGAUAACAAAGCCCACAAAAGUUGAAGAAUCGACUUAUCGACGAGUGACGACUCUCUCCGACUCUGAAGACGAAGCCGGUGAUUAUGCUCUCCUGACAGAACCAACAGAGGAUGAUCGCCAGCAACAAGAAGAGAAUCCACGAUAUGUUGACAGGCAACAGAUUCUUGCGUACCACCGAGCCAUGGAGGAGCGACGGUGUGGUGCGCCAGGCACUGGCAGUACUGUACCUGACUACGAGGAUGCUGAACAUCUCCACAUGCGUAGUCCCCAACCCUCACAUCAUCUAGAGUCCCAAGGGCCAAUGACGCCACGCAGCACCCGCAGCAAUGAUUCUGGCGUGGCUCACGAAGACCGUUCCCAACGCAGUGACUCGGUGUCGACCUCAUCUUCCAACACUCCACCUGAGAACUCUGAAGAGUCUGGAGUGCAUUCUGGAGCAACGGACAUUAUGAGGAACAGGUCCAAUAGUGUGGAUGACCUGACCCAGCUGCCUCCUGAUCCUAAUCAAGUGAUAGUUUCAGCAAAGGCCAUGUCUAUGCCUCGUCCAUCAAUGGGCUCCUCUCCUGGCAUCUACGGAUACACUUGUGUUGGAGGAAAUGCUUCUGCUGGAACAGUCUCACCUGUGCCAGCGGCUGUCUUGUACCCAGCUUCGGAAUCAACUGUUGUUAUUCGAAGGCAGCGAAACCUCACACAAGAAAUCAAACCACCAGUUGAUCCAAUUUAUGGCACGAGGCCUUUGACCUCUUUCACUGAUCAGCAGCAAGACACUAAGAAGAAGACUCUAAAUGAAGAUUUAAUGGCCAUUGCACAGAACAGCUUCAACAGUAACCAAUCAACAAACUCAAGUGGGUACCACAGCAGCAGUGCUAAUGGCAGCAGUGGCAGUAAUAGCUCUAGUAACUCGCCUGUUCCCCAACACCCAGGGUCCUCCAGCUCUCCUGGACAACCUAUCUAUGGCCAUAAGACGCCUAGUGGUGUACAGAAUAUCUAUGGACACAUGAAUCGUUCAAAUCCAAGAGUUAAUUCACACGGUGCACAGAGUAUGUAUGGUCGCACAGUGACUGGAUCGAGUGGAUCUCUCAAACUACCUCAGGCUCCACAGAUACCCCUACCCCCAAUCCCUCAAGGUGCUGUGCCCUCAAGCGCAACUCAUCAGAGUUCGCUGCAAGACAUAUAUGGCCGUACGACCGGUCAAAAGAUUUAUGGGCACCUAGGGGAUGCUAGUAGUAUUUAUGGCACCGGGUCAUCCAGACAUCCAGUGAGUCGCUCAGUUAGUCUAAGAUCAUCUGGAGCAGUACCAAAGUACACAACCGGAGGUUUCUCACACUUGUCACGAGAGUCCAGUUAUAAUACUAACGUGUGAAUUCAAGUAGAAAUGCAUUUUUUUGGAGUAAAGUUGCUAUUUGACUGAGUUCACUAACUCUCAAAGCAGAGAUAAGUCUUUAAGCAGACAUUUUGGUCUUAUCAAAUUAAGACCUACUACUUCCUGAUGAUCCAAUAAGAACAAAAACAUUGUUUUGUAGAUUUACACCAAUAUGUGGAUCAGUUGUGAACUGUUCCAGCCAUGGUAUUGUAGCUUGUUCCAGCCAUGGUAUUGUAACUUGUUCCAGCCAUGGUAUUGUAACUUGUUCCAGCCAUGGUAUUGUAACUUGUUCCAGCCAUGGUAUUGUAACUUGUUCCAGCCAUGGUAUUGUAACUUGUUCCAGCCAUGGUAUUGUACUUGUUCCAGCCAUGGUAUUGUAACUUGUUCCAGCCAUGGUAUUGUAACUUGUUCCAGCCAUGGUAUUGUAACUUGUUCCAGCCAUGAUAUUGUAGCUUGUUCCAGCCAUGAUAUUGUAACUUGUUCCAGCCAUGGUAUUGUAACUCACAUUGUUAUUUACCUGAGUCUUGCCAGUGUUGUAAAAGACUAGGGAACAAAAGCUGUACAGUGUAUACUACAAUGUCAACAUGGACUCCACAAUUAAAUCUCACAGAGGUUUCACUGCAUGUAUUUGAGCUCUUUUUUUUUUAUUACUCUUCGUAUGUGCUGGAGAAAAUACAGAAAUAUUUUACCGUCCAUUCCUGGUGACUGUAAUUGUAGGGGCGAAGGAUCAGUCGAGCUGAUUUGAUCAGUCCCUUUCUCGUAUCCUAUGAGGAAUAUGCUAUUUCCAUAUUGUAAGACACAAAAUUUAUCAUUAAUUAGGUACAUACAUAUCAUGAUGGCAUGUAUGCAAAAGAGUCAUUUUGUCAUAUAUUUUGUUAUUAGUAAAUUUGUGUCUUAUGGGAUGAGACAAGCUGUAGAAUAAGGAAUGUGUUAGGGAAACACAAAGCGUUAUGUCUCAGUGCAAUUAUGAGGGUUCUCUCUGAUCAAUAUUUUAGUCUUUGCACUCAAAAUUGUUAUAAUAAUUGUGUAUUGAAGAAUGAGACACUUGGGAAUCUUUAUUGAGGGAAUUUAUUACCAGCCAGUGGCUGCUUCAGACCAAUACAGAGAAGAAGAUUCUUCUCUGUAUUGGUUUGACAAACUUACUCACUAGUGAAGGUUUCCUCAUUAAAAAUUCCCUAAUAUUGCACAAGUGUCUCAUUAUUCAACUUUUGAGUUUUCUAAACCAUUUACAUCACACAUAAUUGUAAUUUAUUGUUCCGAGUUGUAAAUACUUUAAUAUACACAUUCAUUUAUGGUAUUCAUCAUGACUUAAAGAAGAAUCUCCAUUUUUGUCUGUGUAAAAUGUUACUUCACACAUUGUUUUGACUCUAAAAUUCCCCAUGUAAUUUUUUUAUUUAUGAGCAAAUCACAGUGAGCUCUCCAUAUAGUUCACUAUAUUUUAUUUCACUAUGUUUUAUAGACAUUUACGUAAUACAUGGAGUAUACCUGGAGAGGGUUUUGGGGGUCAACGCCUCCAUGGCCCGGUCUGAGACCAGGCCUCAUGGUGGAUCAGGGCCUGAUCAACCAGGCUGUUACUGUUGGCUGCACGCAACCCAACAUACAAACCACAGGUGGCUGGUCAGGUACUGACUUUAGGUGCCUGUCUAGCGCCUUCUUGAAGACAGCCGGGCAUUGGCAGCUGACGCUGUUCACACAAGAACUUCUGUAGUGUACUUACGGUUCAAAUUGUUAAAUGCAUAACGUAAAUCUGAUCUAGAAAUACUCAGAUCACAUGACAUCUUACAAGUCUUAUCAGUAUUAGAUGUAAACAAUGUCAGUCGCUUGUGAGUUACUGCAUUAGUGAUGGAACUUGUUCCCUGCAUUAGCACAAACUUGGAAUUAAUCUGACACCUUUUUUUUUUUUUUAUCCGAAGAUGUUUGUAGUGAGCGUGUGCAGAUGUGGAAGACUUUGUGAAAUAUGAUACUGAAUUCUGUUACUUGAAGAUGUUGAUAUAAGUCUUACUUCACACAUUAUCAUUAUAAAUCAACAUUGUCAUUAUUAUCAUCAGUAUUAUCACUAAUCAUCAUCAACAGUUGAUCAUCAUUAUUAAUGAUCAUCAUUAUCAUCAGCUAUCAUCUAGUAUCUGUUGUCUAAGUUAGUGUGGUGUAGAGGUACCCACCAGAAGACAUUAAAAAAACACACAAAUCUGGUAAUUUGGUACCACCUUCCACUCCAAGGUAUCUAUUGGGCUCUUAGUACUACUGCAGCAGUAAUUUUUAUAAUUUUUUUGGGACUAAAUAUGAAUAACCCCUGCUUAAGGGGGAUCACAUUCGCAGGUGUCAGUAUUAACGUCUACGCUAUUUCAUUUUGAUUUGUAAGCUUUUUGGUUAACCAAAGAAUGAAGUAUGUGUACAUCUGCCAUAGGUUUGUGUUAGUCUGGUGUAUAUAAAUGAGUUUGUACAUAUUAUGUAGCAUUUUAUCAUCAUGUAUUGAUUCUAGUUAUUGACACGUAUCCACUGUAUUGUGGACUGUGUACAAGAUGUACAGUAUGUUUGACACAUUGGUAUGGUACUGUAUUUCCACUAAGACUUAAUAAUUGUGGAUAACUGAAGUGUAAUGAACACUUGUUAAUCUGGAGUAAUAACCCACAUGGAGAUGGAAACAUGAGAGAUUAGUUGAUCCGUAUAUGGACCCCCGGUUAACGAUAUUUUUUCAUUCCAGAAGUAUGUUCAGGUGCCAGUACUGACUGAAUUUGUUCCCAUAAGGAAUAUUGUGAAGUAGAUUAGUCCAUUUCAGACCCCCAAACAUACACGUACAAACGCACUUACAUAAAUACACUUACAUAAUUGGUCGCAUUGGGAGGUGAUCGUUAAGCGGGGGUCCACUGUAUUUCGAUCCCAGAAGGGAAUUGAAAUAUACAGCUGAUGAGGAUCCAAGAAACGAAUAAAAAAUAUACAGAUCAGUGAAUCUUCCGAGUUUCUAUCUCUUUGUGGGUUAUUUCAGGAUUAAUAAUUUUUUAACACAUUUUUAAAACAUGAAGUUCUGAAAGUUUCUUUGAGUAUAAAUAUUCAAAGAUUAAAUGAAGAACAAAAACACUUAGUAAAGUAUUAUGGUAAGAUAAAAAAAUAAAUAACUUUUAGUUUAAUUAUGGAAAUGUUUAGAAAAGACGGUUGCUAUUUUCCAAGGUGUUGUAUGUGCCAAAUAUUAUGAUUGUAGUUGCAUUUAAUCCUGUGUAAAAACCAAAGGAAUAAUGGUAAUGGUGUAUAUAAAGCAUAAAUUAGAGCUCAGUACAGGAGGGCCCCUGCAUACGGCACCUAUUUUCUGUGUUCCAUGUUUUUGGUGGCAUUCAGUGGAGUCGCUAUUCAUUAUGUUUGGUGCUUUUACCGCUGCUCUUCCGUUAUUACCUGGAGAGAGUUCCGGGGGUCAACGCCCCUGCGGCCCGGUCUGUGACCAGGCCUCCUGGUCGCUAUUUUCCCACAACAGUUGUGUAAGGGAAGGACGACCAGCACCAUAUUUAGAACUGUAUGAGCAGGGCCCUCCUGUAUACACUCAAAUACUCUGAUUCAGGCAAUAAUUGUGGUUAUUGUGGACUAAUGUGUGUAUGUGUGUGUGUUGGGUACCUCACAAUUUGCUCUGGGUAUCACUAAAAUAAGUGCCCCUAGGUUUUCACUGGUAACAAGAAGUAUUAGCAGUGUCUGGUAGACUCAUCUACCACUGAAGAAGUUAGGAUUUACAUAGUUCACUAUUUAACAGUGCACAAAUAAUAUGAUAUUCAGUAUGUAUGUGUGUAGUUUUCUAUUUGGCUAGUUGUUAUUACCUACCAAACUUGAAUUUGUCUGUGUUGAGCUUGGCUUUGUCUUCUAAUUUUCAACUAACCGACACGUAAUAAUGUUGUCAUCUCUACUUUUAAACCCUUGCGUGGAUUCUGUUUGUACUGUGUAAGUGUUCAUACUUUUAUACCACUUCCCUCUUUUCUUGAGAAAGUGUUUUCGCAUAUUCCUGUGGCUCGUUUGAGUGUGUAGUUACUAUCCAUGUUCUCUUGUUCUAGUUCUCUGAUAAAAUGUCUGCCUCUGUCUAUCCUGUCUGUAUCUGAGAAUAUUUUGUAUAUUGUGAUCAUAUCCCCUCUCAUUUUUUUAGUCAUCCAGAGGUAGGAGGCUUAACUUUUUUCAUAACUAAUUCCUCUGGCACUAGCCUGGAUAUGUAUCUUUAGACCUUCUCAUUUGUCCUUGUAUCUGACUAGGUGAGUCUCACUGGUUAACAUACUCAAAAAAGGAUCUCAUGUCUUGAGUGUGUCUUUACAAAGGUUUCUGAAUACCCUUCUUAUAUUCCUGAGCUUAGCAUGCAUUACUGAUAUUGCUGUCUUUGUGUUCCUUGACUGUUUACAUGAGAUUUUUAUCAUCCAGUUGGUACACUAUCUCUUGUCUUUAUUCUCCUUCCAAUCUUGUUACUGUGGUUUUUGCACCCUUCUACCAUCCUCGUCUAUUUGUAUUCUCAUUAUUUUGGCAUCAUUUGCUAACAAGGAUGUUUAGAAGUUUAUUCCUUUUGGUAAGCCCUUUGUAUACAUUAAAAAGAAUAGUAUGAGUCCCAGUACUGAUCUUUGGGAUGCUCUACUGGUUACACUCCCACCUUAUACUUCAUCUUUCACUGUAAUCUUUUGUUUUCUGUUAUUCAAAUACUGUUUACACUAAUCCAUCCUAUUACCUUAUUUCUCAUUACCCAUUGUAUAUCAUUUUUCUUGUUCCCUCCAUUGCUUGAGAUGAUAUAACUACCCAGAGUUCUUCUGCUUCUAUCCUAUUCUCUAGUGUUGGGAUUCCUCUGUGCUUCUUUUUUUAUGCUCAUUGCUGAGGUUUGCCUCUACAAUAUUGUAUAAGGUCUGUGUAUUCACUACAUUGUUUGUGAGGGUCGAGUCUUGGCUCCUCGCCCUGCCACCUAACAGUUGCCCAGUACUAAUGAUUCAUGGCCUCUUAGUUCCUCAAUCAAACCUGCUCGUCAAACUGUGUAUGGAAUUUACCACCACCAUAACUUCCUCAUCAAGCUUGUUCCUCUUACCAUGCUAAGACUGGAGAAGUAUUUCCUAAUGUCCCAGUGCCUCAGCUGUGUUUUUGGUUUCCAUCUAUAACCCUUUCAGCCCUGUACUAUACCUAACAUUUUAAGCAGUUUUUUUUUCUAUGUCCACCCUGCAAAAUUCUGUUGAAUAUCUUGUAAAUUGUAACCAAGUCAACCCUGGUUCUAAGGCUCAGUUCCUUUAUUCUUUCCUCACAAUUAUAUCCCUCAGCUCUAAAACUGGUCUUCCUGCAAAAUUUAUGGACUUUUUCAGGUUUCUGAACCUGCUUCACCAAUUGUGGAUGCCAUGAUGGCACUGCAUACUCUAUCAUAGGUCUGACAUAUUUUAGGCUUUUGUUAACCUCUGAAAGAAGGAGAGAGAGAGAGAGAGAGAGAGUGAAUGCAUAUGUGAAAGAUUACCUCUAUAUUUGGAGGAGUUGAGUGCCAUGUUCAUGGUGUUCCUUUCUUUAGUAUUUAGUUUGUUGCCUAAUUUUUUUAAAAGUUUCUAUCAGGCUACCACUAUUUGUCAACUAUUGCCUAGUGUCAUAUCAGCACAAGUGUGUGUGACGACUUGUGUUCAUAAGUGUGUGUGUGUGUGUGUGUGUGUGUGUGUGUGUGUGUGUGUGUGUGUGUGUGUGUGUGUGUGUGUGUGUGUGUGUGUGUGUGUGUGUGUAUGUGUGUGUGCAUGUGCAUGUGUGUGUGUGCACUUAUGGUGUUCACAAGUGAGUAUGAGUGUGCAUGUGUUUAUGGUAUAUAGUAUAAGUACACCUGCAGGAUAUAAAUGCAUACAUGUGUAAAUAUUAACUGAAUCAUGAUAUACAGAUUUUUAAACCCAUAUAAACAGUUGCCACAGUUAACAAACAUGCACAUUUACACUGUCCUGGAUUAAUACUCUCUACUGAGGUAUUGUCUUAUUGGUCAGGAGCUAUGAUCUGCUCCUACACGUUGUGUGGUAUUACCCUCAGUUGUUGAAGAUGACAAGCACACUGAAUCAUUGUGGAAUGAGAAUAUUGUAUUCAUGAGGAAGAGCCAUGCUCAUACAGGACAUACUAGCCUCCCUUGAAGAGAAGGAAUAAGAGUAAAACUUCCAUGUUUGCUAAUCUUACGUACAAAAAUCUGCCUCUCCACUUUGGUAUCCUCCGUAACAAACAGUACAAUGCUGUAAUUAAGCCAAUAUCGUUUCCUCGAGAUUAUUAUUAUAUUCACGAGAGAGCGUUGAACCCAUAUAGGUCGGACAGCACCCUGCUUGAGAGCAAAAAAUUUGUGUUGUAGAUAUUGGUGAUCUGAAUGUGCUUCAGUGGUGAAUCACAUGGCUUAUUAAAUUACUGAAGUUUCUAACAUAUGACCUCUAAGGACCAAUUUCUUAAUACUUAUCAGUUGCUUAGAUAUCCCAUCUAGUCUGUCAGUCACUACAAAGCUGUAUUUUGACCACUGGCGGUUAUGCAGUCCCCCAAAGAUUUAAAAUGGUAAAUUGCCUAGUAUUAUAUCAUUUUAUUAUAUAUAAUUAGAUUAAUUAUUUUUAUAAUUAUGUAAAUUGUCUAAUUGGUAAAAUAUGUAUAUGUGCCUGUUUACACUGAGGUUCCCGGAGACGGCCUCUUAUAUAAACGUUAUACUUUUUCAUUGUUUUAUAGGGAGAUUAUCUCUAUGUAAUUGUUUGUGCAGCAUAAUGCUAAUGUACUUGUAUCAGUAAAAUGAUCAUGAAAGCAAA
This is a messenger RNA of Cherax quadricarinatus, 9599 nucleotides long. The record is from RefSeq and is a predicted model, not a curated record. NCBI's taxonomy places the organism in Eukaryota, Metazoa, Arthropoda, Malacostraca, Decapoda, Parastacidae.